This is a messenger RNA of Paramuricea clavata, 7870 nucleotides long. The record is from the annotation of a GenBank genome assembly. NCBI's taxonomy places the organism in Eukaryota, Metazoa, Cnidaria, Anthozoa, Malacalcyonacea, Plexauridae.
AUGUGUGCGUCAAGAUCUCCUGUCAAAGGACUGUCCGUGCGAGAAGACAAGGACGGUGUACGUUCACUGCAUUCCAAGAUUGGUGAUCGGCGCUACAAACGGAUCGCGAAUUUCUAUUUUAGCAUCCAGACCCUAGUCACAUUCCCAGGGAAAAAUAAAUUGAACGGUUACAUUCUCGACGUUAACCGCAUAGAUGGGACGUCAAUGUAAGUAUACGAUCUUCACUUUUUGGAAAUUAAGCCAAGGUUCCAAAUGAGGCCAGUUGUGCCUGGGAACCCAAUCUCAUAAAUUUUCCAAUUUUAGGGAAAAAAAUGGUAAAAAUUGAAAAAUUAGGCAACCAGAAAGCGUAAACUAGGACGCUCUGAUAUAGGUCACAAAAUCGGUUGUCAGUUUGUGUUGUGUACGUGUAUUCUACAUUAUCGUGCUUAAUUUCGAAAUAUUCUGCUAUUUUAAUACCCUAUGUAAAGCUGUUUCCGUAGUAUAUUAAUAAUCUCUGUUUUAGGAAUGUUUUUAUUCUGUCAACAUGUCUAGAUUUAGAUUAAAACAACGUCAUUACGCGCGAUUGGUAUUUUGGAGUCUGGGAACGUCCUAGUUUUUGACGACAACAGCCUAGUUUUUUUCCAAAUAAGGUAAUUCUAGGACGUUCUCAGACCCCUGCGCACAAAAAACUAGGACAUUCCCAGUCUUCUUCACCUUCUCACGUCCAGAAAACUAGGCAGUUUGCAUUUAUAUAAUUACAAUGCGUGAUAUCCGAAAUAACAUUUGCGCAAUAACAUUGGUGUAAUCAGAAAAAAAGCAAGAAAUACAUUAUAUUCUUUGUAUUCAGUACAGCUACCAAUAGUACAAUGUACUGAAUAUUAGUUAUUACGCUUAUCACUCACUUAUUGAGGCAAUGAUUAUUUACGCAAAUAACGCAAUGACGAAUUGUGAUUCAUGUUUGGCAUACAUUACAUUGUAAUUUUUAAGAGAUACGUAGUCAUCAACUAAAUUGUUGUUCUGAAACGAAUUUAUAACUUGUUCAAGUAGAGCAGAAAUCAAUUCAAAGCAGCUAAAAUUACUGCUUAUACGCAAGACAUAACGCUUGAUAUCGUUUGUGUCGGAUAUCUGCGAUUUAUACUAGGUGUUUAUGCAUGUUUUUUGUCGGAUUACUAGGUGUUCUGCGCAUUGUAAAUUGUAAUUAAGGUUUCCUUUAAUUGCGUCACAACAUUCCUUCAGUUCCUUGCCGCCUGGCCAUAUCCUGCUGCGUUCUUGACUUUUUCGAACGCGUAAUAUGACGAAUUUCGGUUAAAUAUUCAGUUGGACAUUUGUUCCCUUACACGCGUUUUGCUAAAACAGAAAUUAUGUUAGCCAAAGCAGUGUCUGAGCAAAAAAUGGAAAUUUAGAGCAUUUUUCGACCCACGACUUUUACGCACGACUUUUCACCCACGACGCACGACUUUUUACCCACGACACACGAUAAAAACUCAAACUCUGCCGCAACGAAAGCUUCUAAAAACACCAAGUUUCACGCGAAAACAGCCCUAAAACUUGCUCUUCUCGCUGAAGUCAAUGAAAAAUUAUUUCAGCCAAAAUUUCGGGAAUAAUGAGCUUCUGACGUUCGGUUCGAUUACGCUGCAAUACUUAAAAGUAGUGCGUAGCAUGAGAAAAUCGAUCUUCUAUUAAACUGUAUUGCAGUAAAACAAAAUUUAAAUUUUGUUUUUAAUCACAAUAAAAAUGACUUACAUUAUCAAAAAGCUUACAAAAAAACUACACAUAAGACUUUUAAACAGAUUUGUCAUUCUUUAAAUAGUUAUUGAGUUAUUGCUGUUUUAAAUGUGAAGAUUGGACCAAAUGCUCGCAAAAAGGACUGGGUACUAGGUUUUUGACAAAGCUUGACAACGUAUAAUUCGAAAACAAUUUGAGAAAAAACUGUUGUUAGCUUUAGCUUUCUGUUUAAAUGCAAUUUAUUUUUCUUGUGAUUGAAUCCAAUUGAAUAGAAGAUUGAUUUUCUCAUGCCCUCCUCUGACCAUAUUCAACACCAUGUGUUGGGCAGAAGAUCACUUUUACAUAUCACCAGAUAUUACUGUGUAUUUAAAAUACUCAUUAAUAAUUCAUAAACCUUGUGGCAAAUCAUGUCGGCCAUAAUAUGUCACGUGGAGUGACUUUAUAUCUGUUAAAGCAUGAGGCAUUAUAUAAUUGUUCAUCCUAAUUAGUAUGAUUAUAUAAUGGUUCAUCCUAAUUAGUAUUCUUUUGUAGUCGUAUUUUAAGCUAUUCAAAAUACUCGUUGUCGUGUUUUAUCAGAUAUAAAACGCUCCGCUGCGCCUCACGUUUUAUAUCUGAUAAAACACUCCUACUCAUGUUUUAAAUAGUACAUAGAUCACUACUAUAAGCAUAAAAAAAUUGGUACCCUUUUCCAGUGGCGUAACUACUGGGCCAAAUGGGGGCCCCCACAGGCUGUAGGGCAAAAACAUUGGCCAAGACUUCUGAUGUGUUACAAUGUCGUUUUCUCAAGACUCCCGAUGUAUUACAAUGUCGUUUUCUGAUCAUCACUCCAUCAGAAUUCUGCAAAAGCGGGUGAGCAUGUCCUGGACCCCCUAAAAAACUUGUGCAUAUACGGCGGUCGACUCGUGCUUUUGGCACUUAUACCAUGAGGGGGGCCUUCGAAAAUUUUGAACCGGAGGCCCCCUGAUAUAACGUUACGCCACUGCCCUUUUCAUUUAAGCAAACACCCUUGGCUGCCGGUCUAUAAAUAUCGUGUGAGCACUUGCGAACUAUGCAACUACUUCUUGUUUCAGGCUAAGCUUGGCUCAACUACUUCAGGCUAAGCUUGUCUUUUUUGUUAUUAAAAUUUUUAUGUUUUGAAUUAAAUGAGACAAAUACUGAUUUUGAUUAAUUAACUUCAAUCACACUGUGCUUCAAUUGCCUCCAUCUGGGCAAAUGUUGGUUUUGAAAUGACCCACCCUGUCCCCUGGGAAACGUGAAAUGAGCAAAUGCCCUGAUGUGGCUGGUCCAAUCUUUGACCACAUGGAUAGUCAGAAGGGUGAAUAUAUUGGAUGACGUCAUCUAUGGCAACUGAGGGCCUUUAGGUAGAAGCGACUGGUGGUCGUUUUAUCGAGUUGAAGAGCUUUAUUGAAACUCAAAACAUCAAAACCAUGUUACAAAAAGUUUUAAAGGUUUAAAGCAUUUUAUUAAGGCUUUUGUAAUUGUUUUUAGGGAAUGUUUUGUUUUGAUUGAAGAAAUGGCGGGGGCAGUCAAGUUUAAGUCGGCCAUCAACCGAACAUUCAGUGAGUGCGGUGGGGUGUUCUCUCAGGACAUCAAAGAUAACCAAUUGAUCAGCUAUUUGAUGGACAUGGUGGAAGAUUUCGUGACUAACGUCAAUCGAAGAGUUACUGGAGUCUUGACCCUCGGUCGUCAGCUGAACCCAAAGAAGGUCAAUGCGGAUGGGCAGUUUGACGAGAACGGUGUGAUUGAAAAGGACGACUAUGAAACGUCCGUAUACAUUUUAAAUGAGAAUCUGCAGGUAAAAUUUAUUUCCAAUUAGUUUAAGUUCAAGCCUAGCACUUUCUAGCUUAGUCUUUUGAAUAAUGACUGAUUCAUCAUUUUCCCAUAGAUUAACAAGAACGGAGUUAUCUUGAAAGAAAAUUGGACGCACAGGUGGAUGGUGCCGUUUCUCGUCGCAAUUCCUCGCGCAAUUUCAGACAAGAAAGUGCUCAAGUACCUGUACGACCACAACCAAGUACUCGUUAGCCUUCCAUUUCAGUCAUUUAAUUGGAAGCUGUUCAUACGAAAGGCAAAAUCGUUUUUUAAGAGCAAUUUCAUGCCAUUCAUCAAUUUCUUGAGUGGUGCACUUGCACUUUUCCAUUAUGAACAAGUUGUGAAUUGGCUGGGUAAGGCAAACAACGUAUAAAUGUAUCCAAACAUUGUUUGGGGACAAUGUAUAACCUUCAAAUUAGGUUUAGUUUUCCCGCGCUUUUCUGAGACUUCGCUAUUAACGCUGUUGGCUUACUCUGUUUGCUCUAGGCCUAUACUUCCCUACCCACACAGUAUGUCCUUUAUCUUCGAUAUUCACCAGUUGAAUAUCGUUAUUUAUUAUAUGGACAAUGGUGUUUUACUGGAAACUAAAACACUCGUAGAACUCAUACGUCACUACAUUCACCCCUGCUAGUGACAUACAAAGUUCGAAAAUUUCCCGCCAUUUUCAUUGUUGUUGUUUUGAAAAUACAAAUGGUCUUUGGUUCGUUUUUAAAACGAAAUUAACGUUGCAAAUAAAACGAAAACAUUUAAAAGACAUGUUGAGAUAAGUAAAAUUUAUUCUACUUUUGUGUUUGCACUAUAAUUUAAAAAAAAUAUUGCUUUAUGCUGGUCUUUCGCGCGCUUAUUUACAUGUUGUCUUUGUGUGUAUUUUUGUCACUCUGUCCAUAGAGGGCCUUGACACGAGAACAUAAAAUCCAUCUCUUUGCAACGGUCUACAAAUAUCCUCUAUAUAACCAUAACAUUGUUGGAAACUUCAGGCAAAAGACUAUCGAGACUCCAUAACAGAUAUCCGUUAUCUUAAAUUUAUCGCUAUGUGCACGUUAAAUUGUUUUGAAAUUUAUUUCCAGGUUCAUGUCCAGUACCCACUGCAAUUGGCGAAAAUUCGUGUGGAAAAUCCACUGCGCUUAAACUAGUGGGUCAACUUGUUGGCAUGCGUACAGUAUCGCAAUCAUCUUCGGAGUCUGUUAUUAGCGACCUGACGAAGACGACAUUCCCACUAGGCUGGGAUGACCCAACCUUCGCCCACACUGUCCGCUCACCACUCGCGGCGGUCUUCAAUGGCUGUGGCAACCAAACCCAGGCUCGUGGCAAUGAAAAACCGAUCACUGCAUUUAUACUAACAUGUAACUUUGAAAUGGACGGAGACCUGAGGUAAUAUCAUUUAAACCUGAAGAUCAGGUUGAAAUGGCUAUAAUAGUAGUUUAGCACGAGCAAUUUGUUGAUAGUAAUAGACAUAAUAUUCCCAAUAUUGUAGAUCAUUUGAAAGAACAACGCCAAUUUGGUUUAAAAAGUUGGUUACGUCGGAGGACGAGCCCGCCGAUCACAUCUUGGAAGCCAAACAAGAAAUAUUUUCCUUGGCUUCGCCGCAUUGUCUUUUUGAUGAACAACGAGAGGUCCGCUGAACACAUAAAUUGGUUCAAGCAGCACCUACCAGGAACGGCAGGCUCUAACCCAAGACUGUCAGAAAUAUACGGUCUUUAUCGACUGAUAGCGCACAAGGUAAAACUUUUUGUAUAUUCGUACUUUUGUACAUUUCUAAUAGUACAUUUCUAAUUUUAAGUGUGUGUGUGUUAACAUAAUAUUUCAUGGCAACGUGAAAAUAUGACUUCGUGUGGUGAAAACAGUAUGAACGAGGGCAGCCAGUAAAAUAUUGUCUUUAUUAUUUUUGGAAUGAGCCUGGGUCUUACGAGAAAGCACACUCGUUAAUAUUUUUUCCAUGGUAAAAUAUGGAAAAUACCAGUGGCGUAUUUGCCAGUAUUUCACUAUAUCCAUUUUACAUUGAUGGCUUUAUUAGUUCUGUCCACUGUAGAUUAUUGAACUUGUCAACGACAAUUCAGUGGUAAGUGGUGAAUCAUUUGACGCAUAUCUAAUGGAGACGUUCUUGCCGUAUGUUCGCUCGUUCUAUGAUGCCACCGUGAAAACUCUCAGCAGUGUCGAGGAGUUCUUCAACUUGUUGAUUCAAGCAAUCAGCUGUUUGCAGAUGAAUGCGGAAAAGGUAAUCGCAUCUUGUUCCUAUAUGCAUGUGGCUAUUGUUUAACGUGGAUGAAUAUAGGAUUGAAUAGGAUAGAAUAUGGGAUAGAAUAAGAGGAUUUCUCCCAACAACCCUUUCAUAAUUGCGUCAAUUAGCACGUUUUUAGGUUACAUCUUCGUGUUUCGCCACGAAUUUAAUAGUUAGAUGGUUAGGAUUUGAGUCGUUAAUAGGGUCAUGAUGAAAGAGAAUAUAUUCGAUCAUGCGUGUGACAUGAAGAUAGCACCCGUUUUUAUGAAUCGUGAGCAACCUCCUUACCAGGGGUCUUUCUGCGGGCGACUGAGGAAUCUAUCCUCGUGCCCAGGCCUUAGGUCAAAUGAGACCUGCAUGGGCAUGAGGAUAGAGCGAAUCACCUUUCGUCUUGAAACAUGAAAAUGGGAAUCCUAGGUCAAGACGAGUGACGUAAUUGUCGAAAGGGUUACUGGAUUAUUCAAUGUCUGAGCCUUUAUCGUCAUCAAGCAAUAAAACAGAACGAUAUAGUCGAUACCUGCACCUUCCCCCAAACGACUACAACCAACACAAUUAUAUUCUCCAUAAACCACGUAUUAUAUCAGCUGCCAUAAUAACCAAUUUUCUUAUUAGCUCAAAACAUGGAUGAGGAACUCUGUCCGAGGCAAGGACCACGAAUUUGUUGUUUUCGUGUUGCCAACAGCACUAGCAACCAUAGAAAAAGCUUCCCUUCCUGCGCCGACCGAUGGAAAUAUUCGGGAACUUAUCAAGAAGACACCUGGGGGAAACUCGAAUCACCGGUCAACGUUUGAAGGGAGAACGAACAAGAUUUGUUGCGUAAAAUUACCCAGGACCGCAUUAAGUGAAGAUGUUCUUCAACAGAUAGAUUCGUGUAUGUAUACUGGUGGAACUUUACAGACUUUAAUAGAUCAUGUUUAUUUUGCUUAUACCUGUUAGUAAAAUAAUACGGACAUAGCGUUAGAAUAGUCGUGUAAUCUUCUCCGUCUUUUUCAGUUUUUGGAUUGACUCUAAAUGAAGUGCCAGAAGACGAAAACGUCAAAGCCAACGACGAAGCAACCAAUGAUCUGUUAGACGCCUUGACGGCAGAGCUUGAAGAGACAAGGGAAAUGCUAGCGAACGAAAAGGCUUCCUCGAAAGCUCUGUUCGAAAGCAAGACCAAGCUUCAAGAAAGCUUCCACGAACAGCGGCAGUCGUUGACGAAGGAGAACGAAAACCUUCUGGACGAAGUGAAAGCUCUGAAAGCAAGGGUGAAACAACUAGAGUCCAGCAUGAAGGAGAAAGAAGAGACGCCAUCCUCGUCGACAACUGCAUUGAGCAAUAAGACCGGGCUGAGUGUUGUUGCUACAACACUAAUGCAAGCUAUUGGUGAGUAAUUGUUGGAACUGAUUACAACUGGUGUUGCGUGCACGCAACAGCCACAGCUGACGUCAUACCUAGGGUUCCAGUCUUAUUCUUUUAUGUGUUGUGCAAGCUGCAGAGGGACAAUAAAGCAAUACCAAAAGCAUAUUGCUGUGAUUAGCAUAAAUCGUUAACAAGGAAAAAUAUUUACCUACAUCCAUUCUACAAUCAAUAUUCAAACUUUUUCUCUUUAGAACAUAGUCAUAGAGUGGAGCCAGAAAGUCAGGAGGAUACAGAAAUGCAGUCACUGGAUGACUCAGGUAGGUUCUUCAUAUAGACUCGGUGACAGCCUAGCCCACUUUGAAAUUUUAAAAUUUGCUCCUCUUACCUUUCGCCCAUCUGUGACGCAUGAUAGUGACUGCUACAAGGCCAACCUACCACAUAUGUACUGCGGGCACCUUACCAUAAAAGUACUGAUCAGUGGGUACAGGCCACUGAGACGAAAUUCGUAAUAUGUGUGAAUUUCAUUUUUGUGAAACCGACACACUAAACUUGCUUCCGGACGAAAGUUCACAAGCCUUGUGCCUAUUCGUUUUAGGCAUUGGAAAUGACUUGAUUGAAAAAGGAUCGCCCGCAGAUGAAGAAAAGAACCAUUGCAACUUGUGCGACAAGAGGACGACAUCCCGCAUGAUAAUGUGCACGAAAUGCAGUCAAUGGGCGCACUACACAUGUGCUGGGAUGGGAACCUACAAAGAAGCCUUGCGACAAAAAAAUAUAUUUAUGUGCAAGGAAUGUAAAUGA